Molecule: messenger RNA, 1802 nt
Organism: Bradysia coprophila
Lineage: Eukaryota; Metazoa; Arthropoda; Insecta; Diptera; Sciaridae
Gene: Setd3
Product: SET domain containing 3
Biological process (GO): actin modification; peptidyl-lysine trimethylation; peptidyl-lysine monomethylation
Molecular function (GO): protein-lysine N-methyltransferase activity; protein binding; protein-L-histidine N-tele-methyltransferase activity
Source: RefSeq, a predicted model, not a curated record
UAUUUAUAUAAAUAAAUCUCCGGUUUGGUAUUCGGUGCGUGUAAUGAAAGUUAUUUUUAACAUUUGAUCAUUUGAGUGUUCUCUUAGCGGCAUUGGAACGAAUCGUGUGUAAUUUGAGUUAGUGUCGACGCGUGAAUCAUAAUCUCCGAUUUCGUAAAAACCAAAAUGGGAAAAAAGUCACAGAAAAAGGACAACAAAAAGGAAAAUUCCAAGCAAUUGCCCGUAUUGAAACGGGUUGAGUUGAAUCAAUUGCUGGACAAUCUACUCAAAUUGGGCUUUUCCACCACAAAUUCAUUGACCGAACAAUGGAACGAAUUCGUUGAAAUGAAAACUCUGAUUAGCCAAAUCCAAGUCAUUGAAUCGGAAUUGAAAGUGAAAAACAGUGGAAAAACUAGACUGGCAUGCAUCGAAAAAUUUGUUGAAUGGGCGAAAACGAAUGGUGCUGAAUUCGAUGGCAUUGACAUUGCCGAAUUUCCCAAUUACGAGCUCGGUCUGGCUGCUACCAAAGAUUUUAAGCAAAACGAUUUACUGAUAACAAUUCCACGGAAAAUGAUUAUGUCCCUGGACAAUGUCAGUGCAACAGUUUUACCGAUGAUGUCGUCGCCGAUCAUCGAAUCAAUGUCAAAUGUUAAAUUUGCAUUCUGGUUGAUUGUGGAGAAGCUGAAUCCAGACAGUUUCUGGAAACCGUAUCUGGACAUUUUGCCGGACAAAUACUCGACAGUGAUGAAUUUCAGUGUUGCUGAAAUGCAAGAAUUGAAAGGAUCCAGUGGCCUACCAGCUGCAUUGAAUCAAUGCAAAAACAUUGCCCGACAAUAUGCGUACAUCAAUAAGUUCGUGAAAAACCGGCAAGUGGAUGAUGUUGACCCGGUGUUCGAGAUGUUAAGGGAAAGAUUCACCUACGAUUUGUAUUGUUGGGCAGUUUCUACCGUAAUGACUCGCCAGAAUUCAAUACCCAAAGUGUCUUCAGACAAUAACACCGAAGUGGAAGCACAACCGACACCAGCACUGAUUCCGCUUUGGGACAUGGCCAACCAUACGGAAGGUGUUGUAUCGUCGUCGUUCAAUGACGAAACCGAUCGAAUCGAGAGUGCUGCAUUUAAGGAUUUCCGGAAGGGUGAACAAAUUUUCAUUUAUUACGGAGCCAGAAACAAUACGAACUUCUUGAUCCAUAAUGGGUUCGUGUAUCCGAAUAAUUUAACGGACAGUGUUGCAAUUCGCUUAGGACUUAGCGAUGCCGAUCCCCUUCUGAUCAAGCGAACACAGCUUCUUGAUGCACUGAAAAUUCCGAAAAAUUGUGAAUUGGACGUGCUACCAUCACCAAAAUACAUUUCACCAAAACUUUUAGGAUUCGUCAGAGUGUUCAACAUGGGAGAAGAGCAACUUGAUCAUUGGUUGGCAAGUGAACGUUCCGAUGAUUUACUGUGGACAGACUGUGCCCUAGAAACGGCAUUGGAAAUGAAAAUUUGGACUUUUCUCAAGAUACGCUUGACGAUACUGUUAAAAUCGUUCACCACCACCAUAGCCGAAGAUGAAGCUAUCGUCGACGCACAUAAAAAAGGACAGAAUAAGCUAGGGCACAACAAGAUUUUGGUUAUUCAGUUUCGACUCACCGAAAAACGAAUACUUCAGGAUGCAUUGGAGUAUGUGGAACAAAGGACCAAGCCUUAAAUUACGUUAGAAUUAAGCGAAUAACAAUAUUGCGAGUUGCUUAUCGGAUUGGAGAAAUGCAAGAUUGAAUUCAAAAUUCUAUUUUUGAAAUAAAAACGUCUUUACCUCAACAUAAACUUGGUAUCGACCCGGAA